Molecule: messenger RNA, 1098 nt
Organism: Oreochromis niloticus (Nile tilapia)
Lineage: Eukaryota; Metazoa; Chordata; Actinopteri; Cichliformes; Cichlidae
Gene: tyw3
Product: tRNA-yW synthesizing protein 3 homolog (S. cerevisiae)
Exons: 6
Coding region: 144-944 (266 amino acids)
Source: RefSeq, a predicted model, not a curated record
UUCCAGUCCUACUGAAGAAGAAGAACCAGCCCUCCGUGAAGCUAACAGCUAACAUCCAUGAAGUAUUAAAGAAUGAAAGCUUAUGAACGCCCGCUCAUGCGACAGACAAACCAGGUUAAAGUAGCGGCUAGGCGUAAGGAGCUAUGGAGAAAAGCUUCGCUCAGUGGAAAAAGCAGUGCCUGAACAAAGUGGACCUGAGUAAGAAGGGCGCUGUGGACGAGGCCAUCGAGCACGUCGUGUCUCUGCUCAACAGCCGGGAGGAGUUCUUCACUACCAGCUCCUGCUCGGGGAGAGUCAUCCUCAUCGACGGGGCUCCAGAAAGCAGUGCUGUCCAGAAACAGAACUGUGCCUGGCUAUUUGUCUCACAUCACAAGUGUACCUCAGAGGACCUGUUGUCUGCUCUGGCCGGGUGCUCCGGUGAUGCUGUGUUGAAGUUUGAGCCCUUUGUACUCCAUGUUCAGUGCAGACGUCUGGAAGACGCACAGCUAAUGCAUUCAGUGGCCAUCGACUCCGGUUUCAGGAACUCCGGCCUCACUGUUGGCAAGACGGGAAAAAUCAUCACGGCAAUCCGUAGCACCCACGGCCUGGAGGUUCCUCUGAGCCAUGAUGGAACGCUCCUAAUUCCACAGGAAUACGUCACCUAUCUAACACAGGUAGCCAAUCAGAAGAUGGAGGAGAACCAUAGAAGGAUAUCCAGCAGGUUCUACCAGAACCUCCAGUCAGCCCUGCUAACAGAGAAACGCCAAAGAUUCCAGAUCCAAGAUCCUCGUGAUGCUCGGGAGACAGAAAAAGGGACAGACGAAGAGGAGGAAAAGGAGGAGAGGAAAAAAACAAGUGUAUAUAAACGGAGGCGAAAGAGGGAGCAGCAUGAGACAGACAGUUGCCAUGGUGAUGGGGACAGUAGUGUGCCAGGGCUAGAAGACUGUCUGGAUCUGUUCACAUGAACUAAUGGCUCAGUUUCACAGACUGGUUUCACUGGAUUAUAGUUUCCCAGUUUUCAGAUGUUUUAGAGAUUGUUAGUUUUGCAGUGAUGAUGGGCUUUCAUCACUAUGAUCACCAUGGUAACAACGGCAUUAAAGUAAAUACCAAAACAGAAAA